AUGGAUAACGUCUACGAGGCGAUGACAUCAGCGACAGCGAUGAGGUGCGACGAGACCGAGGGAGGAGAAGAAGGAGGUGACUGGCGACCGAGGCCUUCCAGGGUCUGGAGAUUGAAGCUCUUCAGCAGCGUCCCGGCUGACCUGUGCUUGGCCGUUGAUUGCUGUACAACCGGAACGAACAAUCGGACGACUAUGCUGUUGCAGUCGAAUUCGGAUCUGCCGUCGACGGCUGAUGCCGUCACCUCAGUCGAUCUGUGCUGUGGUUCCGGUUCCAGUUCUGACUGUGCCGGAUCUGGAUCCAGAUCUGGUACCGCUUCCAGUCCCGGUCUGGACAUAGUCCGCCAUUCCAGACCUAGGUUCCGCAGCAGUUCGGUAGUGCUGUCUUUGUGCAACGAGAAGCGUUAUCAGCUUCGUCUUAAUUACGCAGUGCCGACGAGUCCCCCAUUUAAGAACUCUCCGUUGUUUUUCAAGGUGUCUGCAAAGAAACAGGCAAAACCAACCGAUAUAACAUGA
Soboliphyme baturini is the source of this 513-nucleotide messenger RNA. The record is from the annotation of a GenBank genome assembly. NCBI's taxonomy places the organism in Eukaryota, Metazoa, Nematoda, Enoplea, Dioctophymatida, Soboliphymatidae.